AUGGGCAAUGCUCGAGGGAGUGCAUCGCCACCAUCGGGAAGAGACUUGUUCGAUGCUGCCGAGAAGGGCUACGAGAGUGACGUAGCGCGCCUCCUGCGCAGUGGCGCCGAUCCCAACUGGCGAAACGAGGAUCGAGAAACGCCGCUUGACAUUGCGUCCGAAAACGGGCACGCGGCCGUGGUGCGACUCUUCCUCGGCGCUGGUGCAGACGUCAACCAACGCACCAAUGGUGAACGAACGCCACUUUACGUCGCGUCCGAAAACGGGCACGAGGCCGUGGUGGGACUCCUCCUCGGCGCCCAAGCAAACGUCAACCAAGGCGACUAUCAUGGAUGGACGCCACUCUACAUUGCAUCCGAAAACGGGCACGAGGCCGUGGUGGGAUUCCUCCUCGGCGCUCAAGCCAACGCCAACCAAGGCGACUACUAUGGAACGACCCCACUGCACAUUGCGGCCCAGAAUGGGCACGAGACGGUCGUGCAACUCCUCGUCAGCGCUGGUGCAGAUGUCAACAAGGGCAUGGAACUUGAACGAACGCCACUUUACGUCGCGUCUCAGAACGAGCACGAGGCCGUGGUGCAACUCCUCUUUGGCGCCCAAGCAAACGUCAACCAAGGCAACUAUUGUGGAUGGACGCCACUUCACAUCGCGUCCGAAAUGGGGCAGAAGGCCGUCGUGCAACUCCUCCUCAGCGCAGGUGCAGAUGUCAACCAAAGCGACAAUUGUCGGAACGACCCCCUUAACAUUGCGUCCGAAAUGGGGCAGAAGGCCGUCGUGCAACUCCUCCUUGGCGCAGGUGCAGAUGUCAACAAAAGCGACAUCUAUGGAAGAACGCCACUUUACAUCGCGUCCGAAAACGGGCAAGAGGCCGUGGUGGGGCUCCUCCUCGGCGCUGGUGCAGACGUCAGCCAAAGCAACGAUAAGGGUCAAACACCGCUCUGGAUCGCAGCCAAGGAAGGCCAUGUCUUAGUCGUCCAUUCGCUCGUCGCCAAAGAAGCCAAUGUCAACCAAGCUGACGAUCGCGGUCAAACGCCGCUCUCGAUCGCAGCCAAGAACGGCUAUCUUGAGCUUGUCAAUUUCCUCAUCGGCAAUGGUGCCAACGUCCACGACGCCAUGACGAACGACUUGAUCACUGAAGAAACUGCCAGACAGCAUCAGACUCCUCCAACCACCGUGACCAAACACGUUCAACGGUCCGGUGCAUCAUGGUGAUUCCAC
This is a messenger RNA of Saprolegnia parasitica CBS 223.65, 1218 nucleotides long. RefSeq lists its product as hypothetical. NCBI's taxonomy places the organism in Eukaryota, Oomycota, Saprolegniomycetes, Saprolegniales, Saprolegniaceae. Gene Ontology annotation, molecular function: protein binding. The transcript is spliced from 14 exons. The record is from RefSeq and is a predicted model, not a curated record. Bases 1 to 1212 code for a protein of 403 amino acids.